UCCAAUAAAAGGAAUAUAAAACAACCGGUAGUCAUUAAAAGAGUAUCAAAAGCUUUUACAGUCUUGUGCCGCCAUGGCUCAAAGCUGCGAGAGCUUCUCGUCUCGCUUGGCCAGCAUCUCCAGCACAGCUGCCAGUCCUGCAUCAGCGCCGAAUCAGAUGACGGGUCAAUCGCUCUUGUUGUCAGGAACCACAUCAGCAUCAGGAACACCUGUGGAUCUUCGACAGCCGAAACUACCAUUGACAGAAACAACUUCUAACCAAAUAAUUUUAGCAAGUCAGACGAACAUCAGCAGCGGAAGCAACAGCAACCAUAUACGUUUUGAAAGUAACCAAGAACAUGAUAAGGAAGACGUAAUCGGAAACGAAGACGUGUUAGACGGCGAGGACGUAGUAGGAACAUUGCCAUUGCCAUUUCUUUGCAUAAAGAAGAAAAAUAACCUCCUCCCCCGACCUUCCCGUGCAUCUCGCUCCUCUUCGUACUCGGAUCUGUGCAGCUACUGCAACUGUCCAUCAACCCCGCCUCAGGAGCCAGGCGUUACGGCUGGUAUCAUUCGAUCCGCUGUUACCAAGAAGCUUGUACGCUCAGUGACGGCCACCAGCAUCAUGGACAUGCCCUAUAACACCUCGCCUUCGCUACGCGUGCGCACCACCUCACUGAAUCAACUUAAAAAGACCGCCGACCUGGCGAUAGAGAAUGAGCUUCAUGUGUGCCCGUCGGUGAUGUCCGAGGAGCUGCGCAAGCUCCUGCCACCUACCUCGGAGACGGUGAUGACGAAACCUUUUCCCAUCCGCGGGGAGCGGACAAUCGCUGACUGCACUACACCCCACGUUAUAGCGAUGGUGGGCUUGCCUGCCAGGGGCAAGACCUUUAUCUCAAAGAAGUUGGCGCGAUACCUAAACUGGAUAGGGAUUGCGACGCGCGUGUUUAACCUGGGCGAGUACCGUCGCCAUGCUACAACAGCUUACAAGUCACAUGAGUUUUUCCGCGCCGACAACGAGGAGGCGAUGGCCAUCAGGAAUAGGUGUGCCAACCAAGCGCUUCACGACUCUUGCGAGUGGCUGCUGAGCGGCCAGGGUAGCAUUGCAGUGUUUGAUGCUACCAAUUCGACGCGGGACCGGCGACAGCUUAUCUACAAUAUUGUGGUUAAGCAGCACGGUUUCCGUCUUUUCUUUGUAGAGUCGAUCUGUGACGAUCCGCAGAUAAUCGAACAGAACAUUUUGGAGGUAAAGGUGAGUUCACCAGAUUACCUUAACAUGAACACCGAGCUGGUGGUGCGGGACUUCCUGCAACGUAUCGAGCAUUACGAGGAGCGCUAUCAGCCAAUCGACGAGGUCACCGAAUCACAUCUCAGCUUCAUGAAGGUCUACAACGCUGGGAAAAAGGUGGUAGUCUACAAUAACGAGGGUCACGUGGAGUCGCGCAUCGUCUACUAUCUGAUGAACAUACACAUAACGCCGCGAACCAUCUAUCUGACGCGCCAUGGGGAAAGUGAGCACAACCUAAGCGGGCUCAUUGGUGGCGAUUCAAAUCUGAGCGCACGGGGUCAUCAAUACGGCCGGGCCCUGUCCUCUUUCAUUUCGCAGCAGCAUAUCGAUGGACUGCGUGUGUGGACCUCAUGGAUGAAGCGAGCCAUCCAAACAGUGGCCGAUGUGAAAGCACCCCAAGAACGCUGGAAAGCGCUCAACGAGAUCGAUGCUGGCCACUGUGAGGAGAUGACCUACGAGCAGAUCAAAGAGCGCUUCCCCGAGGAGUUCAAGGCGCGUGAUGUCAACAAGUUUGCGUAUCGCUAUCCGCGCGGAGAAAGCUAUGAGGAUCUAGUGGCGCGUUUGGAACCCGUCAUCAUGGAACUGGAGCGGCAGGGGAAUGUCUUGGUUGUUUCUCACCAGGCAGUUCUACGCUGCCUCUUCGCUUACUUUCUGGAUAAGUCUGCCGAUGAGCUGCCUUACCUCUAUGUGCCCCUGCAUACCGUCAUCAAGCUCACCCCCGUGGCCUACGGAUGCAAAGUAGAGCACAUUAAACUGCCAAUUGAUGCGGUAGACACGCAUCGUCCAAAGCCCAAGAUUCCCGGCGAUGUCAGUGAGCCCGGGCUCGAUGGCCUGAGCGGUGAGCUGGUGGCGCCCGAUGGCGUUGGCAAGGUGCUCAUUGUGGGCGAUGAUGUGGCGACGGCAACGAAUGGUAACGGCGGACGCGUUGAUUCCCAACCCAACCAAUGACGACGGUGGCUGUACUGGUUUCGUCCCUCAAAAUCAAAGACACUUUAGGAUCAAUCAUUCAUCGCUGAACGCCUUUCCCCACACAACCCCAGGAACAAUGCACAAGUUACUUUUUCAUCGUAUACCCACAGCACACUAACAGGCGUUAACACGUCCUCCCUGUGAGCACCGGGAUCGAUGCUGAUCGACAGUUUUCUCUAGUGGACUAUCCGUGUUGCUAUCCAUGUCUGUAGAUGGAUAGCUGUCUUUUAUAUUCAUUAGAGAUUGUAUAUACAUUUAAGCUAUCCUUUUAUUUUGUUGCCUGCACAAAAAUCUGACUUUCUUUGAGCCAUAUUAUUGAUUUUUUUAAGCAAUUCAAGUAUUGAAUUAUGAAUUAUGAUCGUGGUAAAAGGAAAUAAUAAUACAAAACCUAACCGUUUAUGUCUAAAAGAGAUACUAUGGAAUAAGUUGAUUGUGAAUUAUGCACAUGUCCUAGCCUGACCUACAUACAUGAAAUUAAUUUUAUACACAUGUUUGUAAAAAUUAGAGCUGGCAAAAUUAAAAAAAAGAAAAACAGUAAUCUAUUAAAACAAACCCUAAAAAUCAAUAUAUUUAAUAUUGUGAUAUAUUUUUGGUUGUAUGUUUUUGCUGAAAUUAGAUUCCGCGCGCUGCCGAAAAAUGAGGUUCCCAUAAAGAAAACAGAAACCUUAAAUAUGUUUAUAACAUCUUCAAUUCUCUUUUCACUUUUCUAAUUUUUAAUUUGUUUUAUAACAUUUUUAUCUCUACAUCUUUACAUAUUUAAUCCCCUUCAUUAAUACAGUUUUUUUUAAAACACGCACAGACUUGUUCACUGUAUGAAAAUCCUCGAGAUCAUAUUUCUCUCAAAAAAUACUACUGCUGCAUAAAUUGCACUUUCCGGGUUUUCCAGAAAAAUGCU
Messenger RNA from Drosophila subobscura, 3131 nucleotides. It is a transcript of the gene Pfrx, whose product is annotated as 6-phosphofructo-2-kinase/fructose-2,6-bisphosphatase 1. Gene Ontology annotation, cellular component: cytosol. Gene Ontology annotation, molecular function: fructose-2,6-bisphosphate 2-phosphatase activity; ATP binding; 6-phosphofructo-2-kinase activity. Bases 74 to 2215 code for a protein of 713 amino acids. The transcript has 2 exons. The record is from RefSeq and is a predicted model, not a curated record. NCBI's taxonomy places the organism in Eukaryota, Metazoa, Arthropoda, Insecta, Diptera, Drosophilidae. Gene Ontology annotation, biological process: fructose metabolic process; fructose 2,6-bisphosphate metabolic process.